CCCGGUGUGUGUGUUUUUAGAGGGCCGCAUCGUGCUGCAGAUGAAGCAUGGCAGGAGACAACGAGACAAAGCCAGGUGACCAAGCCGAAAAUGAGAGCGCUAGUCGGCAGCCUUUCCUCAUUGGUGUGGCUGGAGGGACAGCCAGCGGCAAGUCCUCGGUGUGCAGCAAGAUCAUGGAGCUGCUGGGCCAGAACGAGAUCGACCACCACCAGCGGCAGGUGGCCAUCCUCAGUCAAGACAGCUUCUACAGGGUCCUCACCCCAGAGCAGAAGGCCAAGGCACUUAAGGGCCAGUUCAACUUCGACCACCCAGAUGCCUUUGACAACGACCUCAUAAUCGCGACUUUGUGGGACAUCAAGGAGGGAAAAACCGUCCACAUCCCUGUUUAUGACUUUGUCUCCCAUUCCAGGAAGGAAGAGACGGUGACGGUGUACCCUGCUGACGUGGUGCUGUUUGAGGGCAUCCUGAUGUUCUAUUCUCAGGAGAUCCGAGACCUCUUCCAAAUGAAGCUGUUUGUGGACACCGACGCAGAUACACGUCUAUCUCGAAGAGUGCUGCGUGAUAUAAGUGAACGUGGGCGGGACCUUGAAAGCGUUCUCGCACAGUACAUCACUUUUGUAAAGCCUGCGUUUGAGGAGUUCUGCCUGCCAACCAAGAAAUAUGCUGACGUGAUCAUACCGAGAGGAGUUGACAAUCUCGUUGCCAUAAAUCUUAUAGUUCAGCACAUCCAGGAUAUCCUCAACGGCGGUUUGACCAAGCGGCUGAACGGGUGGUUAAAUGUUUAUGGAACGACAAAGAAGCAGAACAUGGAGUCCAGCAGUCGGCCCCACUGAGUGCAGCGCCCCCCGACGAGACCAAGGAGGUGCUCAACAAGCCCAACGUGCGCUACAUCGUGGGUAGCAAGGCACGGCUAAUUUCCAGGGACACAAAAGGCCUCUUUUUCUUUUUUUCUUUAUAUGGUUCUGUUUGGACUGAAGAAAUGAAUCGAAGGGAAAGUAUCCCUUUCGUGAAAUUUAAAGCUUCAGUUAUAUAUUUCUCUUCAGUUUGUGCACUGUGUGAGAAAAGUGAUGGAGAUAGAUACAAAGGGGCUAACUUGCAAUUUAAUGAAAUGUUGCUGCUUUCCUUGUACCACAACACUGACGAAGCAGAAGCUGCUACGGUGUCUAAAUACGAUUUCAGAACACUUGACCGCCUUUAAGCAUACGACGAAUGCCGUCAAGCGACAUGCUCUUUAAAGGCAAGGCCUUACCCUUUAGAAGGAGCACUGUGUGACCUGGCGAACUCCCCUUGUGUUAAUGCAACUUUUUUUUUUUUUAUUUUUUUUUUUUUUUUCAAGCUCUGUAUAAUUCCUAAUUUGACCAGAACAAAUAGAUUUUGAAGAAACGUCUAAUGGUUUGUGAUUACAGAUGUUUGCGUCUUGUUGUCUCAUCUAAAUCUAACAAACUGAAUUAGCUAUUAGUCCAUUUGAACGACUGAUUCCCACCUCAAACCAUCUGAUGUAUGAAAUCACCAAAGAUCAUUUUCUGUACCAUCUUUGUGGAUGAAUUUUUUUUUUUUGUUUCAAUGUUAUGCUGAUUCAAUAAGAUGCUAAGAAAUUACCACACGGUGUUAUUUUUCCUUUUUAUUCCCAUAAACUUGAAUACUCUGAUGCGUUCGUAUGCAAGUUUAAUUUGAGAGACACAUUGGAAAUGGUGUUUCUUAAUGCACUGAGUUGUUUAAAUGUCAAGUACAAGAUGCCCAAUGUAAAUGUGCACUGUAAGUGUUUAAUGGGAUUUUUUUUUUUUUUUUUUUUGUCCUGUGUCCAUUUCCUCAUGAUAAAGUUCUCAGGUACUCUUGUUUGCUUGAGUUGACACAUGUCAUUUGCAUCUGAUUUAAAACAAAUAAUUUUUCGGACAAUGUGCUGCUUUCCUCUUAUCUACAUAUUAAAAGGUAAAUACCACAUGCUUGGCGCCACUUUGUAGAUGCCAAGAAAAGGUUAAAUAAUGAACCUACUUAUAAGUUACUGAUAUUAAGGACACAACUGGUCACAAUGUGUCUGUCACUAACUCAGGGGCCACUUAAGUCCUUCUUUCUUUGUGUGAAUUUGGGGGUUCAUGCAUUAUUCCGAGGUGGUCUGCCUGGCUGCUAACCUUGCUGUAUUUUUAAUCAAGCAAUAUUAAAAUUUGACUUUGCAACAUCAAUGCACAAACUUCUUGUUUCGCCACCAGUUUUAUUCCUCAUGUUUGGCAUGACCUUCGUGUUGAGAAUAAAAAAAAAAAU
Messenger RNA from Cyclopterus lumpus (lumpfish), 2259 nucleotides. It is a transcript of the gene uck2a, whose product is annotated as uridine-cytidine kinase 2a. The record is from RefSeq and is a predicted model, not a curated record. Lineage: Eukaryota; Metazoa; Chordata; Actinopteri; Perciformes; Cyclopteridae. The transcript has 7 exons. Gene Ontology annotation, cellular component: cytoplasm; cytosol. The coding region runs from base 48 to 833 and encodes 261 amino acids. Gene Ontology annotation, molecular function: ATP binding; kinase activity.